UGGAGUUCCGGGAAGUGCGGAGAUAGCCCGGCCGGCUCGUUGGCCUCGCGGUGUUCUCCGAGCGCUGAACUCCGCCGGGAUGAAACGAGCGUUGUCUGGGCGCUGGUAGAGCUGCAGUGCCGGUGUGAAGGCAAGCGGCACGAUGAGCAUGAAAACCUGCCUUUCGGAUACAUGCGUGUGUAGCUGGGGAGCUGCGGCUGUCCGGCCGUGUGUUGGUCCGCCUGGUCAGAUGAACGGGGCAGCAGGUUGGAGGGCUGCUGUGCUCACCUGGUCCGGCCUCAUCGUGCAGGCCACAGCGCUUCGUUUUGUUGAUUCCCUCUGUGUUUGAAGCUGGAUUCGUGCUUCAGAAGCUUAAGCUAUGGAGGAGGACAUCCAUCACAUUCAGAAACAGAUCUUCUUCACAGACAGACAUACACAGCUUCUCAUCAGCUUCCUGGAUACUCUGCUACACACCAUCCUACUGGUCUUUCAGGAAUUUUUGAUACCGGUAUGCACACCUCUGCAAGUAACACUAAGGAAACUUCAGUUAUGAAUUUUCUCUCUGCGAUUGAGUCUCGCACCGCCCAGGCAGUCUCUUCAGGAUCCACCCUUUUGCCACAGUUCAGGGCUCCUUCCUGGCAGACAGGUAUGCAUUCCUCAACAGCCACAGAACUAUUCGUCACUGGAGCGUUGCCAACCUCUGGAACAUUUCCACCAACAUCUGCUUUAUCGGCUUAUCAGCAUCCAAACACAUUCAGCAGUAGAAACUUUGCUACUACUCCUUCUCUUACUCUUCAAGAUACUACCUUCAGUGCUACAUCAAAUGGCCUCUUAACUACCCAUGAUCCUUUAUUACAGAUUAAAACAUCACAAGGCACUGUUCCAGCUGCUCUGACAUUUGAGCGCCUAGGCAGUUCUGUUUUAAGUACCAGUGUACCACCUCAGUCAUCAACAUAUCGUUCUGCUCAAGAAUCCGCACCCCAUCUUUUGCAACCUCAAUUUAGUUUGUUGCCUUCAACCAUUGGAGGAGCUCAGCAGGUUUCUCAGGCAUAUAGCACAUCUGUCUUUACCGGUUCCACGGCUUCCAUUGAUAGAGCACUUCAGCGAGAAUGUAGUGUUAUUAAACACCAUCAGCGGCCUUCAAGUACUCAGUCCGUUCAGGCUCAAUUGACUGUUUCACAGCAUUCCUUACACAGCUAUUUAACGAGUACAAGUGGAGUUAAUUUUCAGGAUACGUGUAGGCACUCAGCAUUAUCCUGCAGUCCAGUUGGAGAUGUUACUCAGGUGAGCAAUGGAGGACCACAGCAGAAGACUUCUCAAGUCACAGUGGAACUUGCUCAGUCUUACGCAUCUGCAGUUCCGUCACCUGGCUUUCCACCGGCUUCUGCAGCAAAAGUGAAAAACUGUUCCACAAAACAGCCUCCAAGGUCGACGAAGACGCCCAAACCUCAGAGCAUAGCUCCCCCCGUGCAGACGCAAAGCUAUGCCAAAACUGCACAAAACCAGAGUUCUGUCAUUACAGGCCAAGCACAGAUCUAUUCUACAGCACAGCUCCCAAGUCUGUUGUCAGUCAGCCAGUCUCAAAAUUAUAUUUCUUCCCAGGCUCAAAAUGUGCCACCCGUCAGUCACUCACAGGAUUUCUCAUCUAGCAAGGUUGAGAAGCUGCCCACAUUGUACAAAACAUUGACUUUUUCUGGGCAGUCACAAACUAUUACUUCCGAUAGUCAAACUCUAAGUUACUCCUCAGAUGAACAAGUUCUGACUUCAGUUCCAAGUGAGAACUACUCUCCACAGACAAGGGAACUUUCUUCAGUCAGCCAAUCUCAGAGUUACUCUUCUAGUCACUCUCAGGGUUUAUCUCCAGUUAGCCAAUCCCAAGUUAGCUUUUCAUCUCAGUCACAAGUUUUAUCAGCUGUUAGUCCUUCAGAAAGCUAUUCUUCAGGGCAGUCUUUAACAUUAACGUCACCUUCUCUUCCCUUUUCUGCCUCUCCUCGGAUACAGACUCUUCCAGCCUCAAGUCCUAAUCAGAGCUAUAUUUCUUUGCAUUCUUCCCAGAACACUCAGUCACAAGAAUCCUCCUCACCGCAGUCUCAAAAGUUUAUGCCGUCUGUCCAGUCUCCUCCUUUUGCAUCCCCAGCUCAUUCACAGGCGCUGCAGAACAGCAGGCCUUCCUCAGAAACAAAGACGUACGUAAAGAGGAAAUCAGACUCUAACUUAUAUGCAUCAUCAAAACAGGAGGAAGAGUUGUCAAUGCAGGAUAUGCAAGCUUUGCAACGACAGGCUUCUCUUGAAUCUUCCACCCAAAGGCUAACCGAUGAGGAAAUCAGUACUCAGGAUGCAUCCUAUCGGGUCACAAAAGCAGAUGACCGAUACUCUCAAAGUGUAAUAAGAAGCAACUCUCGUCUUGAAGAUCAAGUUGUUGGACUUACUCUUCAAGGAACAAAAAAAGAUGAGAGAAUGGCUAAUACUGUGGAACAGCUUUCCCAACAUAUUGGCCAUAUCGCUAAUUUAAGCCAUGAUAUGAAAAAAACAGCUAAUUUAAUGCAAUCAACGCAAGUAAAUAUGAGUUCUAAAGAACUGAACCAGCAGCAUUCUCUUAUGCAUAAGGUACAUGAAAGUAAAGCUUCGGAACAGCAAGGCCAAGUCAUUAGUACGUCUCCACAGGUGCAGCCUCAUGCUUUAAGACAUGGUCAUCAGCUGUGUUUGCCUGGUGCACAGGUGCUUCUGGAGUCAACCUGUGACUUGCAGAUUCUGCAUCAGUCAAUACUGCAGUCAGGUUUAGGACAAGCAAAGGCAUCGCCACAAGUGCAAAGAAUACAGAGUCCUCAGCAGGUGACACAUCCAUUCCUUCAGAUGGAUGGCCAUAUUAUUCAAAGCAACGGGGGUCAUUCUCAGCAACAGCUUCAUCCUCAAAAUUCAGAAGUAAUGAAAAUGGACAUUUCUGAGCCCUCGAAACCACUACAGCAACAUUUGACAACAAAAGAUCAUUUUACUCAGACAAAUCAACAUGAUUCAAAAAAUCCGUUUGUUUCUCUUAGCUCAAUAUGUUUCCCAGAAUCUAUGCUUCUCAGCGAUGAGAGGAAUAUACUGUCCAAUGUAGAUGAUAUCCUAGCAGCAACAGCGGCAGCCUGUGGAGUGACACCAUCUGACUUCGCCAAAUCGGCCUCUAACGAAGAGGAAAUCCGAUCUGUUGAAAACAGUGAGGAGUCCAAAACACAGUUCCGAUCAAUGGAUGUGAGACAUCUGUCUUCUGGUUUCAAUGCUUCGCCUGCUAUAGUUGGAAAGCCAGCAAGCAUAAAUAAUAUUGCUCUUAAUGGAGGCCAAAUCACUAUAAAUCUUACACCGGUGUCAGCAAUACAGACAAAAGCUGUGAACCUUAAUCAUCAGCACAUUGACGCUUCUGAUCAAAAUGUACCAACAAGAAUGACCUCUCCUACUCUUGGCCCUGGUCAAGAGGAGCAAGAACAAGGUGCUGUCCCAGUUAAGAAACAGUCUAGCAUCAGUCGUGAAUCUGAAGAAGAUAACGACGUUUCUGCUGAUGGUACACUGAAUGCAAGGGACAUAGAUUUUGUUUCAAGCGGGAAGAGUCUAAGUGAAGAAAGUGCUGUUUCAGAGAAUGAUUUUAAUAUGAGUGGUGAUGAUGGUACAGUAGCAGGUAACCAGUCAAAGGGUCCAUUGCAAUCGUUACCUGUGCCCCAGAGCGGGACUGAAGAAGAAUGCCAAGAUUUAAGUCAAGGGAACCUUCAGAAGAAAAAAAGCAAAGGAAAAAGCCAGAACAAAAACGCUGCAGAAGAAGACAAUGCAAUUCAGAAACAGAUAAAAAGAAGCGGACAGUGUAAACGUCAAAACUCAAGAGGAAAUGAUGCUUGUUUGAUGUACUCUUCUCCUGUUUCUGAAAGUUGUUACGAUACCUAUCAGCAUCAGGAAAGAAUGAGGCAAAAAAUUAAAGAAGUUGAAGAAAAACAGCCUGAGGUCAAAACAGGAUUCAUUGCAUCUUUUUUGGACUUUCUCAAGUCUGGGCCUAGGCAACAGUUUUCAGCUCCAGCUGUGCGAAUGCCAAACAGGACUCGGCGACCGGUUACCCAGGUAGUUCGUGGCCCUUGCCUACAGUCAUCCACAAAGCCUGUGCCAGCAGCAGCGCCUGCAGCUUCUGAGGUCACUGGAGAAAGUCCAACCAAAAAAGCUGAUGAGGAACUUAAGAAGAAUUUAGAAACGCUGCCUUCAUUUUCUUCUGAUGAAGAUGAUUCUGUGGGAGGUAACCACGAUCUUCAGAAGAGCAUCUCUACUGCAUUGUCAGCCCUGGAUGAUUCUUCUGACAGAAAGAACAAAUCAGAAGCUGAAAAAGCAGCAGUCAUUUCUGCUGCCCCCGCUGCUGCUGUAAUAAAGCAGGAAUUGCCGCAGAUAACGUCAUCUGUAGCCAGUGUGCAGGAGAAAACGAGUUCAGCUGACUCCUUAAAAGCAGCUCAACAGGAUGCUGGGACUUCAGACCAGUUAGCAAAGAUCCAGGCAACUGUUGCAAUCGAAGGAGGUACUGAGGAGGAGAAUACGGACAGUGGAGGAGAGGGCAUGUACAGAGAACGUGAUGAGUUUGUAGUGAAGAUUGAAGAUAUAGAGACACUAAAGCUUGCUUUGCAAACAGGAAAGGAGCCUCCAGCUAUUUGGAAAGUACAGAAGGCCUUAUUGCAAAAGUUUGUUCCUGAAGUGCGGGAUGGACAGAGAGAGUUUGCUGCUACCAACAGUUAUCUUGGCUAUUUCGGGGACGCGAAAACGAAAUACAAGCGAGUGUAUGUGAAGUUCAUUGAAAAUGCAAACAAAAAGGAAUACGUUAGAGUAUGUUCAAGAAAGCCACGGAGCAAACCUGUACAGUCUGCAAGGACUAUUCAUUGCAAACCUAGUAGUAGCAACAACAAAACACCCGAUCCACCAGCACCAAAACCAGCAGCAACAAAGGUCUCUUCUGUGAAACCCAAAGCUAAGCAGCCGAAAGUAAAGGCUGAACCACCACCAAAGAAAAGGAAAAAGUGGAAAGAAGAAUUCUCAUCUUCCCAGUCUGAUUCUUCACCAGAGGCUCAGAGUGAUGAAGAUGAGCUUGUACCUCCAGCUCCAUUUGUUACUCGCUUUCUGAACACAAGAGCUAUGAAAGAGACCUUUAAGAGCUAUAUGGAGUUGCUUGUUAGCAUUGCCUUGGAUCCAGACACAAUGCAAGCCUUGGAAAAGAGCAAUGAUGAGCUGCUUUUGCCUCAUAUGAGAAAAAUUGAUGGCAUGCUGAAUGACAAUAGGAAAAGGCUGCUUUCCAAAUUACGCUUGGAUAAUGCUUUCAAGAGCGCUUUGGAAAUCUUUCCUGAACUCACAGUGAUCACUCGGGAUUCAAAGACAAAAAGUGGUGGGGCAUCCGUGUCUAAGAUCAAAAUGAACGGUAAAGCUUACAACAAGAAAACACUGAGGGCUUCUAAAUCAACCACUAAAUUAGCACAGGAGUUUACAGUGGAUCCAGAAAAAAUACAGUUGUAUUCUUUGUAUCACUCACUCCAUCAUUACAAAUAUCAUAUAUAUCUGACGUGUAAAGAGGAGAUUUCUUCUGUUCAGAAGAAGACUGCAGAUCUGGGACAGGAAGAGAUUGUGCAGCUGUGCAUGAAGAAUAUGAAAUGGGUGGAGGAUCUCUUUGAAAAGUUUGGUGAACUUUUGAAUCGUGUCCAGCAGAAAUGCUCAUAACAGAAAUGUAUUCCAGAUCUCCCAUUUUAUUUCGGCACUAAUCUGAUGGAACAGCAAGCUCAGAGAGAGGCUCUGAUUUCUUUUACAAAGCCAGGCUGCGUUCUUGUUCAUAGGCAGUUUUAUUUCUCUUUACGGAACUUUGAGCCUUGGCUCUUGCUAAGGAAAAGUGAUGCUGCCAAGGAAAUCAGCCCUUUGGAGAUGGAACUGAACAUAACCCUAACCACAUUUUUAACCUGAAGAAUUUAUUUUUUUUUUUUCUAUUUUGUGAACUAUUGGAUAACUUAGUUUUAUUUUCAGCAAUGUUUUUGACAAACAAGAAAGCAUGCACUACAUAUUCUUUUUUCUUUAUUGCUAAAAAGAUAUCAACACUUCAGAUAGGCUUUUCCAUCUCUGACUAAGCAAAGGAGAAGUCAGCGUUGGGGUACGUGUGUCUGGCCACCAAACUGAGUUUUGUACAUUUUGUGAACAGAGCCGGAGCGACAUCAGUUGCUGCGAACAUACGUUGCCAUCGUAAGAUCCAGAAACGUCAUUAUGCUUUAUGGACUCCUUUUACUAUUGUCAUGUUCAGGAGACUGAACGUGGAGUUGGUGCAAUCCUAUGACUGCUUUUUUUUGUGUGUGUCAAAUUAUAUUGUAAUGAAAGACAAUGACCUUAACUAUUUUCCCUGUUUUGAAGAAAAGAAAAAAAAAUAUUUUCCUUUAUACUGCGGUUUUGUUUUUGUUUUUUUUUUCUUUUGGAAAAAAAAAAAAGAUUCAAUUGUACAUUUUAUCUCACUAAUAGUUGUAUUUUUCACAGAGAAAAUAUUGUGGUUAAAAUCGUUUCAUGUAUCUUUGUAAUACUUUCCAUUGUUUUCAGUAAAUCCUAUUCAUUUAUAUGUUGAUUUCUUAUUGUAAACUAUAUAUCUCGAGGUAACCCUUUUGUUUAUACAGGUUUGCUUCAGUGUUAACCAGAAUAAUGCAUACUAGACUAGUUUUGCUUUAAGUGUAGUUGUGUUAGACACUGCAAGUAUUUUCUGAUACAUGAAAAUAAAUUUCUUACUAAACUAGCACUUGAUUAACUGAGAGUUUAAAUGAGGAACUACUAUAUCUUUGUCAACAAAGAUUGCUGAUUCAGUGGACUGUAUGCAGUGUUAAACACAGCUUACCUAGUUGUUUGUAGAACUGGCAGUUGCAGAGCUGUUCUCUUUUUGGUGCCUUUCGAGUCUUCAGACCUUCUCUUGUAGCUUUUUUUUGUCCCUCCAGUGUAAUGGUAGUGCCACUAGUCACACUCAGACAAUGAAUGUAAUGGGCUCCAAACAGGAGAACAUUUUCUUUAAAUCUGCCAACAGAAUGCCUUACUGAGUCAUUCAGAGUGGAUAUUUACUGGGGUCCUAAAAGAAAAAGAAAUAAAAAAUCAUGUUGUUCAUUUCCAGAUAACAUAGGAAAAAAAUACUUCCUUUAACUGCCACUUAGUGCCUUAAUUUCAGCCAAGAAAGCAGGGUUCACUACUCAUUGGCCAAAUGAAAUAAUGUUCAUUGCCAUGUGACCUUUUCUCCUGUUGUCUGUUUUUAGCCUAUUUUAGUUGUUAAACAUUCAUUAGACCUUAGAGCUAUAAAGAGUUUAAUGAAUAGAUGUAAAAAUGCAAUUAUUUGAUCUUGAGUAAUCAAAUAGGUUUGAAUAUUAAAGUAUGUACAGAAUUUUAGCUGGUUAGUUUUAGAACUGUAUAGGAUGUUUACCGUAUUUCCAAAGCUAUUUGUCUUUUAAAAGCAAUAAUUCUCCUUUAAAACUUGUAUGCAGUCUGCAGCAAACAGAGCUGGGUUAUGAACCUCUGCCUUUUUUAAAGCCUCGUCAUAACGCGUUUGCUUUAAAAAGGGAGGUCGCUGUCAAUUGAAUAGAUGCGUUGUGCUACUGUGAUGUCUGCUAUAAUCAAGGAGAGCAAAAUGGGCUUUUAUUUAGGAAGAAUGUGCAGAAUGUCAGAGCAGCUGUGAAGCUAAUUCAUUUUUAUAGUGUAAAGAUGGGUAGACACAAGGGUUGAAGGGUUGUGGCGGUUUCAGCCAUGCUGUGUUGAGCCUUGUAGGAGCCGGAGUUUGUGGAGCUAAAAAUCAGUUUACUGUAAAUAUCCCAACUGGAGACAUAGCAGCUAUGUGCCUCUUGUACUAUUUAAUCUAUAGUACGAGCUCCCCAGUUUAUUUAGGGUAUUCCUUUAUUGGCAGGGAUAAUUGGCAGCAGCAGUUCCUGGCUGCAUAGAUAGAAGAGAGGUAUUGGACUGUACAAGUAGAGUUCUGUUGUCUCUUUUCAGUGAAACAACGUAGUUUGGGAGUCCCUGGGCUGUAAUUGUAGGAAUGGUUGGGAUGCAGGCUGAAGGAACAGUUGUUGUCUCCUUGACUGCAUAGUAAAGAACUCAUUGGACUUUGUGUCUCAUAUCUCUCCCUCGUAUGACUGAGAGCAACUAGCAGAGAGGUCUUUUUGCUUUCUGGAUGAUUUCUGUACCACUACUUUACAGCUCCUCUAGAGUUUUGAACCUAGAAGCAGCUUUAGGAAGCUGGUUGUCUUCAUCCAAGUCCUUAGAGACUGAAGAAAAAAGAGAUGAGAGGGUUUUGGAGUAGUUUGUCCCUAUUUAAUAAGAAGAUGAAUUCUAGUGACAACCAUCUAGAUAAGUAAAUAACAAUGGCCAGGAGGCUCUGCACUGCUGGAGAGGAUGACCUGGCUUAUUUUUGGCUGUACUAUUCCCCAGGCCAGUUAAACAAGCACUGUGCCUGUAGAGACAGAAAAAACCUGUCUAACUGCCCCAGACUACUGCAGAGGUAACAGAGCUUCCGUCUUUGUCUUGGGCUACAAAAAUGCUGGCUGGAUUUAUGAGUUUACCAUUGAGGAUGAAUAAAACCAUGGAACUCUCAAGUGUGUGAAGGAUCAUAAACAAGAAUCAAAGUUUUGGUUGGUGGGAUUGAAAAGGUUUUAUUUUAUACUGAAGCAAACUUAGAAGAAAUGUGGAUGUACAGAUUAUCUUUCUUGCACAAAUACUUGGUUUUGUUGCCUUUUAUGUAAUUCUGCACCCACACCUCAAUCUUGUGUCUUUGUCCUGAAGCAGCAGUGAUGUCCUUUGAACAUCUAACAGUGGAAAUUGAGCGCUCACGUCUGUGAGAGAAGAUGCACGUGGAAGGAACAAGACCCUCUUUAGACUAUGAAUUAGCGAAGCAGAAAUUAAGCUAACUGUGUGAUGAAUUGUUAUUAUUACUUUUCAUUUCCGCUGUCGUUUCCUUUAGUACGGCAUCCCUGCUGACGUUGGGUUUGGUUUUUAUUGAAAACACAGUAUUUCUCUUAAAGGCAGGUUUUUCUUUGAGAUGCUACUUCCAAAGUUUUGCCAGCAAAACACAGGAGACAAAAUUGGAUUGAAAAACUGUUUCUGCAAAUGGCUAAAGACUUCAGGAUCGUCGGAGUUCUGUGACUUGUAUCAUAUUCAUACAUUGUCGAAACAAAAUGCUACUUUUUAGAAAGGCAAAUCUUACAGGCUGUCUUCCAAGUAAAUGAUUUCCUUAAGGGAAUUAUAUUUUAAAUAUUAUUUAAAUAUUUACUACUAUUUAAAAACGAUUUUAAAACGGAAAAGCUGAAAAGUACGGUCGCAAAAUGUCAGUGUGUCAUUGGUCGUUUCAUUUCUCAUUGCUAACACGUGACAUUCGGUUUCCCGCUCUACCAGACGAACACGCAUUGCGGUGUGUGCGUUCUGUCCUAUCUUAUUGUUUAAGCUAAUCCUUACAUGUCGUUGGUAACACAUGCAUGUUUUCUGCGUAUCUCCUCUACGUAUGGCAAAAAAAAACAAGAGGCUAGGGCUAAUAACAGACACUUUAUACGUUCUUAGUCCAGAUUUUCAGGUGGUCCGUAAUACAAUGUAUGGAAAUGUGAAAAAGGACACAUUUUUGUACCAUUCGUGAUGUUAUUAACUGAACCAUUAAAGUGAGAACACUUUUUAAACAAAAA
This is a messenger RNA of Coturnix japonica (Japanese quail), 9644 nucleotides long. RefSeq names its product glutamine and serine rich 1 (gene QSER1). The record is from RefSeq and is a predicted model, not a curated record. NCBI's taxonomy places the organism in Eukaryota, Metazoa, Chordata, Aves, Galliformes, Phasianidae.